Molecule: messenger RNA, 387 nt
Organism: Exophiala spinifera
Lineage: Eukaryota; Fungi; Ascomycota; Eurotiomycetes; Chaetothyriales; Herpotrichiellaceae
Exons: 3
Coding region: 1-387 (128 amino acids)
Source: RefSeq, a predicted model, not a curated record
AUGAAGCUGUCAAACCUGGGUAUAGGAACUGGCCUGCUGAGCGUCCUCGGGUUGACUCAGGCCCAGACCAGCGGUGUCUGGCUUGAGUGGUCUCACCGCGACGUCCAUCCGAACCAUACUUACGAAAUCGGCUGGGAAAUUAAAAGAAACUAUACCCUCCAGCUCCUUCUCGUCAAACAAUUCGAUGGUGGCUGGACCGGCGAAGACUUAAUCUGGAAAGACCAAGAAGGGACGCCUCCUGGAGGCUCAUACAACUGGACUGUGCCCAGUGAAUAUGAGCCUGGAGCAAACUAUGGCCUGUGGCUGUACGGCGAAAACGUCCCUUUCGAUGGAGAAGGAUACGCCAACUUGACGGAGUGGUUUCAGAUCUCAGACGAAGAGCAGUAA